Messenger RNA from Branchiostoma belcheri (Belcher's lancelet), 5301 nucleotides. RefSeq lists its product as uncharacterized. The transcript is spliced from 9 exons. Gene Ontology annotation, cellular component: cytoplasm. Gene Ontology annotation, biological process: proteolysis; apoptotic process. Lineage: Eukaryota; Metazoa; Chordata; Leptocardii; Amphioxiformes; Branchiostomatidae. The coding region runs from base 9 to 3728 and encodes 1239 amino acids. The record is from RefSeq and is a predicted model, not a curated record.
CAGAGAGAAUGCUGAAUGCAGGGAUUACAAAGGAAGAGCUCGGAACUGCUGAAAAUCCGCGUUUGUCCUUCUGGGAUUUCGGCGGCCAGGCGACUUACUACGGAACCCACCACUGCUUCAUCACCCACAGGGGAGUCUACAUCCUCGUCAUGUCUCUGCUGCAGAAACUGUCGGACCCUGUACCGGACCUGGACUACAAGGCGUCUGUGGACAACCUGAGAACGGGAGGGGACUACUUGGACCACUGGCUCAACACAGUUCGCUCUCACACUCUGCAACAUGAAGAGGGGAAGCAAAACGCAGAACAGGGCGGCCCCCAGUCGUCAUCACAUGACAGGACACCACGUGGGACAGGACGGCCUCCAGUCAUCAUCGUCCUCACGCACAAGGACAAGGUCUCUCCGGAAGACAUAGAGAAAUACAAAGAAGAAAUAUGGAGCCAUAUCGAGGACAAAAAAGCAGGAAAGCUGGUCGUGCCAAAAAUAUUUGCAGUAGACAACACGACUGAGGACUCAGCAGUUGACGAGAUUCGUGACUACAUACGGCAGGUGGUAAGAGGUCUGCCGCACAUGGGCGAGAAAAUCCCCAUCCCAUGGCUUCAUCUCAACUCAAAAUUGAAGAUCAAGAGGAAAGAGGGCCCGUUUUGCAAGUUCCGGGAAGUAGCGAAACUGGCCCGAGAUCCUGACAUCAACAUCACAGACGAGCACACCCUCGCCUUGGUUCUCACCUUCCUCCAUGAUCGCGGUGACGUCAUCUUCUUUGACGAGCCCAGCCUCCGUGAUGACGUCACCCUGCAGCCACAGGUGUUGAUUGACGUCUUUAAGACAAUCAUCACAGUUCCUCAGUAUCAGCAGAACAGAAAGACGGAUCCAAAGAUGGGAAAGAUGUGGAAGAAGCUGGAAAAGGAAGGAGUUCUCAGUGAUGAGUUUCUGACAAGGAUCUGGGAAGAGAAGGACCGAGAAUUAGAGAAGCCAUUUCUGAUGUAUCCAGACGUGCUCAAGAUGUUUGAGAGUUGGCUAGAACAGGAAGGAGUCCUCAGCAACAAUUUGCUGACAAGGAUCUGGGAAAAGAGGAGCCAUCAACUGCAGAAACCAUUUCUGCUCCAGCACAAGUCGUUCCUGAAGGCGCUCAUGGAGAAGUUCUAUCUCAUUUGCAACGCCACAUCAGUAGGUGAUGCCAAUGACGAAGCCCAACAGGAAGAGAUUUACUUCGUGCCUGCACUCCUCAGCUGCGAGAGGGACAACGCCUGGCUGUAUCCCGACAACAUGUACAUUUGUCCAGAGUCGCUCUACUUCGAGUUCAGUGAUCAGUUUCUACCCAGCGGCAUGUUCAGCCGUCUGCAAGCCUUGUGUGUGAGCAGGUUCGGACUGCAAGAGUCCUGCGUGUUUGCCGGUUGUGCUCGCUUUCCUACUGACGACAAGGAGCAAACGUUUGUCAUCACCAAGGUCCACCACUACUUGAAAGUGGAGCUUCUGUCGUCUUCUAACAUCUUCACAGAAGGUCUGCGGGUCAGGAAGUUCCUGAGUAGCGCCCUGUUCGAGAUCAAAGAGAAGUGGAUCCCCUGCAUCCAGUACGAGUUGUGCUGCUCUACACAACAAGAGGAUAGAGGUGAACCUGCAUUCCGGGUAUUGCCGACAGAAUAUCGGCCACUGAAACAGCUGUGGGGAAUACCAUCUGUGUUUCGAGCAGUCUGGAUGCCAGAUGGCUACCAACGCGAUCGCACAGUUAACUUAGGAGGGGACGGCCCAGGGAACCUCCAGCCAACGGGAGACCGGUACCCAUACACCAUCGCUGAGAUGCGGAAGAUCGGCCCCGUGUUGGACGCUUUGGAGAUGGCAGGAGGACUGACCCUGGAGCAGUGUGACCACAUCAGGAAACAGCCAACACCGAUACAGCGGGUCAAGGAUAUGAUGGAGCAGGGCGAAGUGAAUCCAUCCCAGCUGGGAGCAGCGGUGGAAAUGUGCUGCCCGGAGUUUGUGAAUGUCUUCCCGACAGAGAAACGAGGAAAAGUGCUUACCAUCCUCCACACAAACGACUGCACAGAGUUCGCCCAAUCUCUCCAGACAGCCGCUGGAAAGUCAGAACUGCCCUGCCACACGGAGGUCAUCACAACAACCGACACCGUCACAAAGAAAACAGUGGAACUUCUGUUUAACACCAAAAACAGAAUGGUUGCUCUGGUCAUCAGUCCCCAGACUCACAGGCACUGGUCAAAACUCGCCUACAAGUUCCCAGUUCAGAAUGAGAAGCUACUCCUACCGAUCCUGCUGUACCCACAGUGUGACCCAUACACCCCACACCCACACGGCCCCCGAGACAAGAUGCUCAAGACGCUGAAGCAACGGUCUCCUGUCCUGUACAACUUGGCAUGUGAGGAGAUACAGAUGAAAGAAGGGGAAGUUUCAGACGUGAAGCUACAGAGAAUCAUUCAGCAGGUCAUGACCGACGACACAAAGGGUUGUAAAGUACCCAUAGUCUUGUUGAUCAACGACGAGUAUGGAACUUCCAAGGGAGGAGUUUCUACCGUCAACUGCCAGGCGAGCCAAACCCUGCAGGGUAAGGCAGUCGUGUAUGCCACAGUCCUACAGCUGAAUGUACCCGAACAAGACCAGGAGGCAGCAAACAGAGACGACGUUACGCUGAUAGGGCCAGAUCCACGAGGGAGGGAGGGAGAGCCUACUUUAGACUGGCUGACCUACAGUCACAGGUACCACUUCCAAAACCUCCCCAAGAACGUCACAUGCAUCAUCGGCCAUGCCAACAUCACAGAUACGGCAGCACGAAACAUCAAGGAUGACCGCUAUCCACAGGCAGACCUCGUAACGUUCACUCACGUCAUACCUGAGGACACCGCGUACUUCAAGGGGGGGCAGAGGGCCAUGGAAGCUUGGGAGAUAGAGAAGAAAAUGCUUAAACAUGUUGACAACGCAAAGGCAGCUUUCUCUGUGGGAGAGCGGAUCUACAAGCAUUUUAUUCCUAAAUACGAAGGAGGCAAGAAACCAAGAGAGCACCACCUGUUCUUCCCGAGGCCAUCCAAGUUGUUUGAAGAAGUCAAAAUCCAACCUAAAAGCGGGAAAGGUGCGUUGGUGGUCCUGUGUAUCGGAAGAGUGAAGAAUGUUGAGAAUCUGAAAGGUUACAACCUUGUGGCAAGGGCCAUUGGGAUUGUCAGAAAGUAUCUGAAGGAUCUGCAAUGGAUCACGCGAGGCAUCAGCAAGGAUGAUUGGAAGGAGAGCUUAAAGAUCCUGGUGGCCAACCUGAACAGCCCCGACCUGAACCCCACCCUGUAUCCGUACGGGACUCAGGAGGACAUCAGGGACGACAUGAUGAUGGCCCACCUGGUCCUGAUGCCGUCCCGCUCCGAGCCGUUUGGACUGGUCGGCCUGGAGGCCAUCGCAGCAGGCAUCCCCGUCCUCAUCUCCGACAAGUCAGGACUGGCGGAUAUGAUCCAGAAGCUCGUUGACGAGGAGAAGUUGCCAAGGGGCCUCCUGAACAGAAUCGUGGAGACCAGCGUGCGAGACAGCGACAUGGACAAAACUGCCGGAAAGUGGGCUGACAAAAUCCGCGAAACUCUGAGGGACACUAAGAAGGCAUUCACACAGGCAAAGGAGUUCAAAGAUGCGCUUAAGAAGUCCAAGUACUGGGAGGACUCAGAGAGAGAGUUCCUGCGAGCCUGCGGUAUCACAGACGACAUGCCAAGCGGUGGAAUCUCGCCUUCUUCUGACGAGUAGCAGUCGGUGAGAACAGCCCGCAGUUAAGUUUGUCUUUGAUACAAGAUCAUAGGAAUGUUGGAGGGUGGACAUUGAUGAGAAUUUGACAGCAGAUAUAGAGUGUUUGUAGGAUAAGUGUAUGUGUGUUUUUGUCAAGUGACACUUCUGGGGAUUGUCGCGUCCCCCAAAGUAGCCAAAUUUUCAUUAUGUGUUUCGUUCAAAACAUUCGUCAAAGAUAAAUGUACAGGUUUGUCAUGACAAGCUUGCUGAAUCAGCUCAGUUAUGACUAAUGCCUGUCGUCUUUAGCAUCAGACAUGGUGUAAAUAGAAGACUUUAAUAGACAAUAUUUUGAUUUUACACGUCUUUGAUCAGAAGUAUUCUUUGGGUAUAAUAUGACCGUUCAGGAGUCAAAGUAUUGUAAAAUAAUUGUUGGGUUUCAGAAGCCGUCAGCUCAUGUGUUCAAGUAAUGGUGUACAGUUAUACAGUGUGCAUGAUAGGUGAAUGUUACAUAUUGUAGAAUUAAUUAUCCUUAUUGACGUUGACAAAAAUGGUGAUAGAAUACUCGUGGUAUCUAUGUAUACUUUUUUUAGUAGUAUAGAGAGGUAGUUCCAGAUGUUGUGUUGAAAUGUUAUAGAUUAGAAUUUUCUUUUGCAAAUGAUUUGAUAAUGAUGUUCCAGGAACAACUUGUGGGAAGGGAACACAAUGCAUAUAUGGUGUAGAGUUAAACAGUGUGUAUGAUAGGUGAAUGUUACAUACUGUAGAAUGUAUCCUUUUUGACAUUGACUUAAAUGGUGGUAGAAUACUCGUGGCAUCUGUAUAGAUAUGGAGAGGUAGUUUCAGAUUGAUGUUUGGGAUAUUAGCCUGUUGGUGUGUUAGAAUACGUUGUUGUUAUACAGUAUGUACAGGUGACUUUUGACCACUUGUAAAAUGUUAUAGAUUAGAAUUUUCUAUUGAAAUGAUUUGAUAAUGAUGUCCCAGGAACAAAUUGUGGGAAGGGAACACAAUGCAUAUAUGGUGUACAGUUAAACAGUGUGUAUGAUAGGUGAGUGUUACAUAUUGUAGAAUUAAUUAUCCUUAUUAACAUUGACUUAAAUGGUGGUUGAAUACUCGUGGUGUCUACGUAUAGAUAUAGAGAGGUAGUUCCAGAUUGGUGUUGAGAUGUUAUAGAUUAGAAUUUUCUAUUGAAAUGAUUUGAUAAUGAUGUCCCAGGAACAACUUGUGGGAAAGGAACACAAACAGUGUGCAUGAUAGGUGAAUUUUACAUAUUGUGAAAUGUAACAAAUUAACCUUAUUGACAUUGACGUAAAUGGUAAUAGAAUACUCGUGGUGUCUAUGUACAGAUAUAGAGAUAGUUCCAGAUUGAUGUUUGGAUUCUCAGAAACCAAAGAAGUGAGAAAAAAUGCCGGAUAUUAGAAGCAGCCUGUUGGUGUGUUAGAACAUCUUAUAGAUUAGAAUUUUCUAUUGCAAAUGAUUUGAUAAUGACGUUCCAGGAACAACUUGUGGGAAAGGAACACAAUGCAUAUAUGGUGUGCAGUUAAACAGUGUGUAUGAUAGGUGAAUGUUACAUACUGUAGAAUGUAUCCUUUUUUAAAUU